ACCUAAAUCCUGUCCUUGUGGUUACCAAUCACUUCCAAGAUUUCCCCCUAUUCCCUUGAUUCACUUAUCUCUCUCCUACCCUCUUCCUAGUUUUCCACAGUCCUACUUCCUCCGUCCAAAAAACCCAACUUUUUUUUUGGUUUUAUGUAUUUUCUUUCACUUUCUCUCUCCUCAUGAUUCCUGUAUUUAAUUAAACUCCAAUCAACAAUCUCACAAAUGUUACCCACUUAGGAAAAGUUAUUUAGUUUUUCCCAAAAAAAAAAAAUUCUGCCAAUGUCUCACCCUUCAACAGUCACUUCAGAGCCCUCUAAUUUGAUAGAUUAUGUGUCUAAAUUGGGUCAUUUAGCACUAAAUUCAAGUUUUUUGGGUCAUAAUUCAACUGGGUAUUCAUCAUUUUCUCCUAAUUACUUGAAUUUUGGUAGUUUAGGCACUCAAAACAGGUUUAAAUUUGUUAAUUCUUUGAGUUUUAGUAAAGGGGGUUCUAAUUUGAAGAAGAUAUUGACUGAUUUUAAUAGGGCUGUUAGGGUUCAUUGUGAUAGAAUCCCACUUGGGUUUUCUUCAAUUAGUCUUAAUUCAGGGGAAAGUAAUGGAGUGAAUGGUAAUGGAGAUGGAGUUGUGGAUGAUGUUAGUGUGCCUGUUAAUGGAGUUGAGGCUGAUAACUCUAAAAGAGUGCUCAUUUUGAUGAGUGAUACCGGAGGCGGUCACCGGGCUUCAGCUGAAGCUAUUAAGGCUGCUUUUUAUGAAGAAUUUGGUGAUGAUUAUCAGGUAUUUGUUACGGAUUUGUGGUCUGAGCAUACACCUUGGCCCUUUAAUCAAUUACCAAAGAGCUAUAACUUCUUGGUGAAACAUGGCCCUCUCUGGAAAAUGACAUAUUAUGGGACAGCUCCUCGUGUAAUCCAUCAGUCGAAUUUUGCUGCAACAUCUAUGUUCAUAGCACGAGAGGUUGCUAAAGGGCUGAUGAAAUACAAGCCUGAUAUCAUUAUUAGUGUGCAUCCUCUAAUGCAGCACGUUCCACUUCGAGUCUUAAGAUCCCGAGGCCUGCUUGAAAAAAUUAUCUUUACUACUGUAAUUACGGAUUUAAGCACCUGUCAUCCUACCUGGUUUCAUAAGCUUGUGACAAGAUGUUACUGCCCAUCUAACGAGGUGGCUCGAAGAGCAACAAAAGCUGGUCUGCAGCCUUCCCAAAUCAAGGUUUAUGGACUUCCGGUGCGGCCUUCCUUUGUUAGAUCUGUUCGGCCGAAGCAUGAGUUACGGAAGGAGCUAGGAAUGGACGAGCAUCUUCCUGCCGUAUUGUUGAUGGGAGGCGGGGAAGGAAUGGGUCCCAUUGAGGGUACUGCACGGGCUCUUGGAAAGGCAUUAUAUGAUGCUAAUCUUGGUGAGCCGAUCGGUCAAGUUAUUGUAAUUUGUGGUCGCAACAAAAAACUUGCCGCAAAAUUGCGUAAAAUUGACUGGAAGAUCCCCAUCCAGGUGAAGGGCUUUGUUACUAAAAUGGAGGAAUGCAUGGGAGCUUGUGAUUGUAUCAUAACAAAGGCUGGCCCUGGAACGAUUGCAGAAGCAAUGAUUCGAGGACUACCCAUUAUUCUAAAUGAUUACAUUGCUGGGCAGGAAGCAGGAAAUGUUCCCUAUGUUUUAGAAAAUGGUAUCGGAAAAUAUUCGAAAUCGCCCAAGGAAAUAGCCAAUAUUGUUGCUCAAUGGUUUGGUCCAAAAUCCAACGAGCUGCAAAUUAUGUCGCAGAAUGCCUUGAAGCAUGCAAGGCCUGAUGCUGUCUUCAAGAUCGUUCACGAUCUUCAUGAACUCAUCAGACAACGAAGUUUUGUACCCCAGUACUCUUGUACUGCCUGACUUUGAAGAACAACAAGAAAACAUAACGCAAGUAGGGAGUUCAAGUUUCUAGGAACCAAUUUUACUCCUGAUUUUUUUGAGGUGCAGGGGAUGGGAAAUCAUUGUGUAGGAAAAUGGUGAUUGUAUUCGUAGUAGCGUAGCAUGAUAUGUGUAUUUACAUGAGCAAAAGUUAUUAUUUGUAUUUCAACCAUUCUUAUUGAAGCAUGCACUAUUUGGUGAGUGAAGAGUUGAUAAGGAGAGGCAAUAAUUCAAAAAUAACUACUUUAACUACCACCCAAUAUUAUUGUGGGUUGUUUUCACCUGAA
This is a messenger RNA of Beta vulgaris subsp. vulgaris (sugar beet), 2147 nucleotides long. Its product is annotated as monogalactosyldiacylglycerol synthase, chloroplastic. The record is from RefSeq and is a predicted model, not a curated record. The coding region runs from base 274 to 1842 and encodes 522 amino acids. The transcript is spliced from 8 exons. Gene Ontology annotation, molecular function: hexosyltransferase activity. Gene Ontology annotation, biological process: glycolipid biosynthetic process. NCBI's taxonomy places the organism in Eukaryota, Viridiplantae, Streptophyta, Magnoliopsida, Caryophyllales, Amaranthaceae.